UUAACGUACUGAAGCGUGUGGAGGUCUCUCGCCCAAAUAAAGUCAAGUGGCUUACCAGUAUUUCCCUUGUCCUCUUGGCCGGAAUAAGCGGUACGAUGUUCGGCAGCUGGUGGAGCAGCGCCGCGGUGACUCACGGGCUGAUGGCUCUGUUUGCCAUGGGCUCCUGGAUUUCCGUCAACAGCCUGUGGGUCGAGCUCCCGGUGGUCGUCAACGUGCUGCCCGAAGAGUGGAACCUUCCUGCUUACCUCUCAGUGCUGAUAGCGUUUGGGAACCUGGGUCCAAUAGCAGUGACCAUCACACACCACUGUGCUCCGGGACGUUUAAACGAACGCCUGGUCAUCCACUGCAUCCAGGUGCUGGCAGUGGUGGCGUCUGCUUUUCUCGCCGUCUUCUGGUCACACACUGUCACAAUAGCAGGAGAGAGGAGGUCACUACCCUUUCUGCUCUUCACCUUUGUGUUAUCUCUGGUUUGCUGUACGUCCAAUGUCACCUUUCUGCCUUUCAUGUUUCGUUACCCCCCUCAGUAUAUUCGUACUUUCUUCAUUGGUCAGGGCUUUAGUGCCUUGUUCCCUUGUAUUGUGGCCUUAGGGCAGGGUGUUGGCAAGCUGGAGUGUAAAACUGUGAAUGGCACAGUAAAGCCAGAGUAUUUAAAAGAGAACUUUCCUGCCCAGAACUUCUUCUGGUUCUUGUUUGUUAUGCUGUCAGUCUCAGCUCUAAGCUUCCUGGCUUUGACACGAAGACAGACAGAGUCACAGCAAGACGCACCACCACAGGAGCCUGACAAUGCAGGGGCAACAAAGAACGGAGAGGAGACUCACCCUCUACAGAACGGAGGGACGCCGGUGUCUGAGGAGCAGGUGCAGCUGGGGGAACAGUCACCUGCUCAGACAUUCUGGACGCCACACAACAUCUACCUGCUGGCACUGCUGGCGGUCUCCAACGCCCUCACCAACGGGGUCCUACCUUCUGUGCAGAGUUUCUCCUGUCUGCCCUACGGCACCAUGACCUAUCACCUCUCCGUGGUCCUUGGCAACAUAGCAAACCCCCUGGCCUGCUUUCUGGCCAUGUUUGUUGUCCUCAGGUCCUCCACAGGUCUGGGGUUCUUGUCUUUAGCAGGGGGAGUGUUUGCUGCAUAUCUCAUGGCAUUAGCAGCGCUUAGCCCCUGUCCACCACUCCUGGGAAACCCAGCUGGUGUGGCUUUAGUGGUCAUCUCCUGGAUUAUCUUCACUGGCCUCUUCUCAUAUCUGAAGGUGGUGAUUGGGACUUUGCUUCAUGAGGCAGGUCACUCUGCCCUGCUGUGGUGCGGCAUCUCUAUCCAGGCCGGCUCCCUUAUCGGAGCCCUCACCAUGUUCCCCCUGGUCAACAUCUAUGACGUGUUUGCCCGAGCUCAGGAGUGUGUGGACAACUGCAGUUAGCAGGAGUGAGAUUUGCUGUGUUUUCUGUUUUUUUUUCCUGUUUAUUUCUUUAUUCACACAGCUUCCAUUCAUUCUUCAUGGGAACUGACUGUUUUAUCCCUGUUUUGGGGUCCCUGAGUGAAGCACCACAUCUGUCUUUGCCUCAUUUUUUUGAGGGUCAUGCCACCUAUGAGGCAUCCUCUCCUGACUCAGAAGCCUCUGCCUGAUAAUGGGAGCAUUGUUUCUGCACAUUGACUAAGGGGAUGUGAAAUGGCUAUGGUGCAGUAAUACCACAAGUGCUUUGUGUGGUAUUUUAUAAUCAAUCUCUGUAGUUGAAGUUGUUUACGGUAGCAAAAAUAACUGCUGAUGGAUUUUCCCGCUACAACAGAUCAUGUGAAAAUUUAUUUACUCAGGGACACAAUAAUUAACUUAUUCAUCCACAUUCGUUGCUCUAGAAGCUAAUUAAUGACAAAGAUUCACACUGUUAGUUGCAAACUACAGUUCCAUCACUAUAGAAAGGCAAGCAGUGCUUAUUUUUUAUUUCAGUGACUAUUUUUUUAUUAUUGUUAAACAUGAAAUAGGAUUAUAUCGAGUGUCAUCAGUCGGUUAUACAGUUCAGUUGUUCAGAAGUCAAUAUUAUGAAAAUUUUAAUGCAGUAAAUUUAAACAUGCAUUUCAAAUGUGCAGUGACUUUUCUUGAUUUCAUGCCAGUGUGCCUGAGAAAUGUUAAACUUAACAAAACAUGGCUUUCAUAAAAGUCAGUUUGCUUUAGCUUGAACUUUGUUUCUCAAAAUGUUUUAUACAAACAUUUUGUGUAGUUUACUGGCUGUUUUUAGAAUUUUUAUUCAGAUAUUCAGUAAUGUGCUAUCUUAAGGGAACAAUAUCUGGCCCUCAUGCACAGCAGAGUUAACAGUUUGGGUAAACAAGGGACUUUGUCAUCUCAAUCUUUGAAGAAACGAUUGUAUAUCUUUGAUGUGCACUAAUACCUUGUAUGGUAUUUCUAUUAACCAUGCUGCUACAGUACAUCAGAUUAAUUAACUUUAUUAAACUCUUGACAAGUUUACAGGGGAAGAAUAUCUGUCACAUUUGACUCAGCUUUAUGGUGGUAAUCCUGCAUUUUUAAAUUUAUAAUCUGUCAAAUUUUAUGCUUAACGAUUGAAUGAACUGCUUGAUGUUUGAACUGUUAAGUGAUUGAUAAGGUGCUCCUGCUUUUUUCAUGACCGUGACCAUUUUUUGUUGAUUUUUUAAAUUUUAUUUUUUAUUAAUUGUUGUGUACAUCAUCAUAAGGAAUUAAAUGACUGAUGUUGGUGAACAAUAAAGAUUUCAUGAAAAUGU
This is a messenger RNA of Toxotes jaculatrix (banded archerfish), 2728 nucleotides long. RefSeq names its product solute carrier family 52 member 2 (gene slc52a2). The record is from RefSeq and is a predicted model, not a curated record. Gene Ontology annotation, molecular function: riboflavin transmembrane transporter activity. Gene Ontology annotation, biological process: riboflavin transport. Gene Ontology annotation, cellular component: plasma membrane. Bases 96 to 1415 code for a protein of 439 amino acids. NCBI's taxonomy places the organism in Eukaryota, Metazoa, Chordata, Actinopteri, Toxotidae. The transcript has 4 exons.